Molecule: messenger RNA, 2027 nt
Organism: Grammomys surdaster
Lineage: Eukaryota; Metazoa; Chordata; Mammalia; Rodentia; Muridae
Gene: Rapsn
Product: receptor associated protein of the synapse
Exons: 8
Coding region: 581-1819 (412 amino acids)
Biological process (GO): chemical synaptic transmission
Cellular component (GO): synapse
Molecular function (GO): protein-membrane adaptor activity; acetylcholine receptor binding
Source: RefSeq, a predicted model, not a curated record
GAAGGAAGGAAAAAGAAAGAAAGAAAAUAGAAGAAGAAAAGAAAGAAGGAAAAGAAGCAAGGAGAAUAAGCUGGCUAGGCAUUCAUCUCACCUUCCUGAUGCCUGUAUGCCCAGUGUUCUGCCUGCUGCUUUCCUGCUGUUAGAACCGCUGGCCUAAGGCUUGACCGCAUCCUGGCAGACAGCCUUUGGCAAGGCAUUCUGAGAGCUUAACCUGCUGGGGGCAUCAAGGCCAGUGUCAGAAGUGUCAAGGGGGCACCAAAUAUGUUCUCAGGUGUCCCAAUGCCUGUAUCUCUGGGGCAGCCACCUUUCAGCUUUGAAUGGGUGGAGCAGAAACCCUCGUGACCUUGCUGCUGACAUUCCUCAGAAGCCACGUGGCCCCAACUGGCAGGGACAGCUGCAGACAGGGUCUGAACCAGCCUUGUUCCCAGGGUGGCGCCCGUUGUCCAUCCAGGCCCUGCUUAGCUUUUGCCUGGUGUUACUUUCCCCUCCCAAGAUCAGCCGGCACUGUAGGUCCAACACCAUGAGGUUCUAAGGACACCUAGCCAACCACGGUCUUUCCGAGUGGCUAGGCUGAGAGAGGAUGGGGCAGGACCAGACAAAGCAACAGAUCGAAAAAGGACUGCAGCUGUACCAGUCCAACCAGACAGAGAAGGCACUGCAGGUGUGGAUGAAGGUGCUGGAGAAGGGCUCUGACCUCGUGGGCCGCUUCCGGGUGCUGGGCUGCUUGGUAACAGCUCACUCAGAGAUGGGCCGCUACAAAGAGAUGCUGAAGUUUGCUGUGGUCCAAAUUGACACCGCUCGGGAGCUGGAGGAUGCUGACUUCCUGCUGGAAAGCUACCUGAACCUGGCACGAAGCAAUGAGAAGCUCUGUGAGUUCCACAAAACCAUCUCCUACUGCAAGACCUGCCUCGGCCUGCCUGGUACCAGGGCUGGUGCCCAGCUUGGGGGUCAGGUCAGCCUGAGCAUGGGCAAUGCUUUCCUGGGUCUCAGCCUCUUCCAGAAGGCCCUAGAGAGCUUUGAGAAGGCCCUGCGCUAUGCCCACAACAAUGAUGACACCAUGUUGGAGUGCCGUGUCUGCUGUAGCCUGGGUAGUUUCUACGCCCAGGUCAAGGACUAUGAGAAAGCCCUGUUCUUCCCCUGCAAGGCUGCAGAGCUUGUCAACGACUAUGGCAAAGGCUGGAGCCUCAAAUAUCGGGCCAUGAGCCAGUACCACAUGGCUGUGGCCUACCGGCUGCUGGGCCACCUGGGCAGUGCCAUGGAGUGUUGUGAGGAAUCCAUGAAGAUUGCCCUGCAGCAUGGUGACCGCCCGUUGCAAGCACUCUGUCUGCUUUGCUUUGCUGAUAUCCACCGGAGCCGUGGGGACCUGGAGACAGCCUUCCCUAGGUACGAUUCCGCUAUGAGCAUUAUGACGGAGAUCGGAAACCGCCUGGGGCAGGUGCAUGUGCUACUGGGUGUGGCCAAGUGCUGGAUGGCCAGGAAGGUGCUUGACAAGGCUUUGGAUGCCAUUGAGAAAGCCCAGGACCUGGCUGAAGAAGUUGGAAAUAAGCUGAGCCAGCUCAAGCUGCAUUGCCUGAGUGAGGGCAUCUACCGCAGCAAAGGGCUGCAGCGCGAGCUGCGCGCGCACGUAGUGAGGUUCCACGAGUGCGUGGAGGAGACUGAGCUCUACUGCGGCCUCUGUGGUGAGUCCAUUGGGGAGAAGAACAGCCGGCUGCAGGCCCUGCCCUGCUCUCACAUCUUUCACCUCAGAUGCCUGCAAAACAACGGCACUAGGAGUUGCCCCAACUGCCGCCGCUCUUCCAUGAAGCCAGGCUUUGUGUGACUUCGGUGGCUAUCUUGGGUUUCCACACAACCUCCCCCGGCCCCUUCUCCACCAUCAAGCUGGAGGCCCUGGUUAAAUCCUAGGGUAGCAGCCAGGGCCUCCAUAGCAGAGGCCUGCCUGCUGUUCCUCUGGGCUUAGCUCCCCUCCCCUGCCUCUUUGUACUCUGAUAUUUAUAGAAAAAUAAAAUGUUUGUACGUGGUGCCAGUGA